AUGGCGUCCCACGCCCAAACCUCUCCGUCUCCAUCUUCUGUCCCCGAAGGCAAUUCCAUCAACGAGCAGAAACGGGACCCUCGCCCUUCAUCCGACGACACAGUCAUGGUUGACGACCCUGAUCAAGCAAUUACGACGGGACACGAUGUCGACAGCAAAAUCGUCGGCUGGGACGGCCCAGAUGACCCAGAUAACCCCAUGAACUGGCCAAAUCGGAAGAAGUGGAUGAUUACAAUCUCCUUGGGCAUGUUGACAUGGGUUGUGACGUUCGCAAGCAGCAUUUUCAGCACAGCGGUUCGGCCUGCUGCGAUCGAGUUCGGCGUGUCAACAGAGGUCAUGACUCUGGGUACAAGCUUGUUUGUCUUGGGAUUCGCUUUUGGCCCUCUAAUAUUUGGUCCCAUGUCAGAGGUGUACGGCCGUAAAUACCCGCUGUUUGUUGGAUAUUUCGUAUUUGCAAUAUUCCAAAUUCCCGUGGCCACCGCCGAAAACGUUCCAACCAUCCUCGUCUGCCGAUUCCUGAGUGGCCUGUUUGGCUCGUCCCCCCUCAGCGUUGUCGGCGGCGCGCUUGUCGACCUUUGGCCCCCCGUGGAGCGCGGCAUUGCCAUGAGCAUCUUCGCUGGCGCGAAUUUUGUCGGUCCUGUUGCCGGUCCGAUCAUGGGCGGGUUUAUCACCCAAAGUUCGCUCGGCUGGCGAUGGACAGCGUACAUCACGGCCAUUAUGGCAGCUCUAUUCGGUCCCAUAGCAUUCAUAACGGUUCCUGAGACGCUGGAGUCUUCCCUACUGACUAGGAAAGCUCGCUCAGUUCGUCUCUCGACCCGAGAUUGGGCCAUGCAUGCCGUUGCAGAAGAAACGCCUGUUGAUCUCGACGAGAUGGCGAACCGAAUCCUAGUCCGGCCUCUAGCCAUGCUGGUGCUCGAACCCAUUAUCAUCCUCGUGACCCUUUACAUGUCUUUUGUAUACGGUCUCAUCUACCUUUGUUUCACAGCAUAUCCAGCAUCCUUUCAAGAGGACCGGGGCUGGAACAGCGGUGUUGGAGCUCUCCCGUUCCUGGCCAUAAUACUGGGCGUUGUAAUUGGGGCCAUCAUCAUUAUCAUCUUCUCCAGGACCCGGUUUACACGCAUAAUCAAGGAGAAGGGUCAUCUGCCACCUGAGCAACGGCUUCUACCGAUGAUAAUUGGCGGGGCAUGUUUUCCCAUUGGACUCUUCUGGUUCGCCUGGACCUCCAACCCUAGCAUCUCAUGGGUGCCACAAGCCAUAGCUGGGGUUCCGCUGGGAAUGGGUGUCAUGCUUAUCUUUCUCCAAGGCCAAACCUACAUCAUCGAUAAUUACCUGAUGAAUGCAAACAGCGCCCUCGCUGCCAAUGCUGUAGUCCGCGCACUCUUCGGCGCAGGAUUUCCCAUGUUUGCAGCAGCCAUGUACAAAAAGCUGGGGGUUGGUUGGGCCACCAGCGUUCUUGGCUUUAUAGCCGUCGCGCUUUUCCCAGUUCCAAUCCUUUUCUAUAUCUUUGGAGAGAAAAUUCGAAAGCUCAGCCGAUAUGCGCCAAGUGGUGGCCGUCCAAAAUAG
This is a messenger RNA of Fusarium keratoplasticum, 1563 nucleotides long. RefSeq names its product MFS domain-containing protein. The coding region runs from base 1 to 1563 and encodes 520 amino acids. Gene Ontology annotation, biological process: transmembrane transport. The record is from RefSeq and is a predicted model, not a curated record. Gene Ontology annotation, molecular function: transmembrane transporter activity. Lineage: Eukaryota; Fungi; Ascomycota; Sordariomycetes; Hypocreales; Nectriaceae. The transcript is spliced from 4 exons.